Molecule: messenger RNA, 1329 nt
Organism: Scutellospora calospora
Lineage: Eukaryota; Fungi; Glomeromycota; Glomeromycetes; Diversisporales; Gigasporaceae
Source: the annotation of a GenBank genome assembly
AUGUCGAGUCAUAUUUCUCUAGUUAUAACCGGUUCUCGUAUUCUUACUUCUGAUUCAAUUGAUCCUUUGCCUGCUACUAUUGAAAUUGAUAAAAAUGGACAUAUUAGUGCUAUUUUCUCCAAAAUAUCUUCUUUCGAUUCUUACACUUUUUUAGAAAAAAAUCAAUUCAUCGAUGCUGGUAAUAAUGUUGUUAUGCCUGGAAUUGUGGAUACUCAUGUCCACUUGAAUGAGCCUGGCAGAACUGAUUGGGAAGGUUUUGAAACCGGGACCAAAGCUGCUGCUGCUGGUGGAGUAACUACAAUUAUUGAUAUGCCAUUAAAUUCAAUUCCUCCAACUACUACCGUUAAUAAUUUGAUGCAAAAAACCGAUGCGGCUAAAGGAAAAUGUUGGGUGGAUGUUGGUUUUUAUGGUGGGAAUGAUUUGGUCCCUUUAAUAAACGCAGGCGUUAAAGGAUUCAAAGGUUUUUUGAUAGAUAGUGGAGUCGAUGAAUUUCCUUGUGUAAAUGAGCAAGAUGGUCAAAAUUCAGUAUUUAUGUUUCAUGCUGAAAUGGAACUUGUCAACGGAGAUAAUAAAUCUCAAGAGAUAUCUGAUGAAAUUCUUUCUUGUUAUGAUCGAUUUCAUCAAUCUCGACCACAAUCUCUUGAAAUUAAUGCUAUUACUUUAAUUUCCCGACUUGCUAAGGAAUAUAAUACUGUACGCUCUCAUAUAGUUCAUUUGUCAGCCGCAAAUGCUAUUGAUAUAAUCCGUAAAUCCAAAUCAGAUGGUGUUCCAUUAUCUGUUGAAACAUGUUUUCAUUAUUUGUCCUUAUCUGCUGAAGAAGUGCCACUAGGUAGGACGGAUUUUAAAUGCGCUCCUCCUGUCAGAGAAAAAACAAACCAAGAGAAACUUUGGCAAGCUUUGCUUGAUGGUACAAUUGAUUUUGUUGUAUCUGAUCAUUCUCCGUGUACAUUAGACCUUAAAUUUCUAGAUGAAAAACCAGAAGAUAGAGAUUUUUUAAAAGCUUGGGGUGGCAUUUCUACAUUGCAAUUUGGAUUACCAGUUUUAUGGACAGAAGCAAAAAAACGUGGUUGCAGUUUUCAUAAUUUAACUACAUGGUUAUCAAAAAACACUGCUAAACACGUUGGUUUACAAGAAAAAAAAGGUGACCUCAAAGUGGGAUAUGAUGCGGAUAUUGUAAUUUGGGAUCCUGAGAAAACCUUUGAAGCUACACCAUAUAUGGGAAGAACUUUUUAUGGUGUAGUUAAACAAACAAUUGUAAGAGGAAACAUAGUUUAUAAUGCUGAAAAUGGUGGCAUUAUCGAUACUCCGUAUGGUGAUCUCUUGGUUUAA